Messenger RNA from Pezoporus flaviventris, 944 nucleotides. It is a transcript of the gene TPMT, whose product is annotated as thiopurine S-methyltransferase. NCBI's taxonomy places the organism in Eukaryota, Metazoa, Chordata, Aves, Psittaciformes, Psittacidae. Gene Ontology annotation, molecular function: thiopurine S-methyltransferase activity. The record is from RefSeq and is a predicted model, not a curated record. The coding region runs from base 181 to 921 and encodes 246 amino acids. The transcript has 9 exons.
CGCCAUCCUCCUCCUCCUCCCGGUGCCGAGCACCCUCAGCCCGCCUCCUCCUGCCGCCGCUUCCGCUCUCCGCGGUGCGUAGCGAGGGGGAGGGCGAGCGGGGAAGCACCGCCCCAGCCCUGCAGCCCCCAACGGGCCCUGGACCCGCGGCCGCGCAGCUCCUAGCACUCCGUGGGGACCAUGGACCGCUCAGCAAAUGCAGCCGGGGUCCUGGAGCACUCUGAUACGGGGGCACAGAAGAACAGAGUGGUGACUGAGGAGGAAUGGCGGCAGAAAUGGGAAAUGCGUAACAUUGGGUUUCACAAGGAACAAGGGCAUCCGCUCCUCCAGAAGUAUCUGGAUGUUCUUUUAAGUGGCAGGAGCAAACUGAGGAUAUUUUUCCCACUUUGUGGUAAAGCAGUAGACAUGAAAUGGCUGGCAGACAUGGGGCACUGCGUUGUUGGUGUGGAAGUCAGCGAGCAAGCACUGAAGGAGUUUUUUGCAGAACACAGUCUGCCUUAUAGCGAGGAGCCAGUCGUAGAGAUUCCAGGAGCAAAGAAGUUGCAGAGUAUCUCUGGGAACAUUUCUCUGUACUGCUGCAGUAUUUAUGAUUUGUCCAGCUCAGUAAUUGGCAAGUUUGAUGGGGUUUGGGAUAGAGGAGCUCUAGUAGCUGUGAAUCCAUGCGACAGACAACGCUAUGCCAGUUUGAUGGUCACCCUAAUGGAGCCAAAUUCUUCUUAUCUCCUUGUUACAGUUUCAUAUGAUCCAAACAAACACAAAGGCCCUCCUUUUUAUGUUCCUGAAUCUGAAAUUAAAAGCCUGUUUGGCAGCCACUGUGAAAUUAAGUAUCUUGAAAACGUCAACGACUUCUCAGAGAGACACAGGCAAUGGGGACUAGAUUAUUUUCUGGAGGUGCUGUAUUUGCUGAAGCUUGUAUCUUGAUUAAAAUUACUUAAAAUAAUUCA